Messenger RNA from Mycotypha africana, 888 nucleotides. Its product is annotated as protein-tyrosine phosphatase-like protein. The record is from RefSeq and is a predicted model, not a curated record. NCBI's taxonomy places the organism in Eukaryota, Fungi, Mucoromycota, Mucoromycetes, Mucorales, Mycotyphaceae. The transcript has 3 exons. Gene Ontology annotation, biological process: protein dephosphorylation. Gene Ontology annotation, molecular function: phosphatidylglycerophosphatase activity; protein tyrosine/serine/threonine phosphatase activity; phosphatidylinositol-4,5-bisphosphate 5-phosphatase activity. The coding region runs from base 1 to 888 and encodes 295 amino acids.
AUGAAAGAACGGAAAAGAGCACAAUUUGAGCAUAAAAACUCAUCUCUUGGCAUUGUUCAAGCUUUACAGAACGAUAAUGCUGUUUCUGAAGGAAGUUGUACUUCUCGCAACGGAAGGAGAACAACCAGCAGCAGUCGUAACAACAACAACGACAACCCUCUACGACAAGUGAGACCUUUCCGCCAUUCUACCAUUAUGACAGAUGCUAUGUUCAAGACAGUACCUACAUCUUCUCCUCACUCUUCAAAAGGACACCAUGGAAGGAGCGCAAAAAGCAGCAAUAACAGCAACAGUUUCUAUAUCUGGGCUCGAUUUUUGGUAUCCCUCUAUUACAAUAAACUUGCUGUUAAUAUGUUUGGAUUUUGGACUGGUUGGUCAUGGUACAAUAAAAUUGACGACUAUAUUAUUUUGGGAGCUCUACCGACUCCCAUUCAAGUGAGAGCUUUACAUCAGCAUGAAAAUGUAGAGACCAUUGUGAAUUUAUGCGCGGAAUUUCCUGGUUAUCAAAAACUGUAUCGACGACUCCAAAUAACUCAAAUUCGAUUAGAGACACCCGAUUUUGCGAUACCAAAUUUAGAUACCCUACUGAACGGUGUGGAAAAGAUAGUCGAAAUGAAGAAAAGGAAACCAAAGAGUAUGAUUUAUCUACAUUGUAAAGCUGGAAGAGGUAGAAGUGCAGCCAUGGCCAUAUGCUAUUUAUUAAGAACAUAUCUUCUCAAUUUGCAUGAAUGUCAAACACUUUUACUACACAAGAGGCCUCAGAUUGACACAAACCUAGAGCAGAGCCAUGAGCUAAGAUUAUUCAGCAAACAUGUUAUUGCUGAUGCCGAGUCAGGCAGAAUAACGAGGAUACCUUAUAUGAUGGAUAGUAAGGGCAAAGGGUCGUAA